AUGACACACUUUAGUACAAUAGAAGAAGAGGCACUAAUUUAUGGUUGGGUCAUAGCAAGCAACGAUCCGAUUCAUGGAAAAGAUCAAAAAGGUGCAAUAUUUUGGGGAAAGAUAAUGGAAGAAUACAAUAAAAGAAAAGGUCCCAAUAGUGUCGAAAGAGAUAGAAAGGAAUUACGAACAAAGUGUAACACAUUGAGAGCCGAAGUGAAAAAAUAUAUUUCAUAUAUUAGACCCUACUUCCGAAGUAGACCUACGGAGAUGACCGAGGAGGAUUAUAUCCUGAAGACUUAUCAACCAGAUUACAAACCAGCGGUGAAUAAUGAUGAUGGAGUCGGUACUUCUACUAAACCUAGUCAACAUACUCAAGCUACUGAAGAAAAUGAAGUUGAUAAUUUGGAUGAAGAAUUUAAAAAUAUGGCAAGGUUUGGUAGCUCUUCAUAUACUCAUAAUUCUGAAACCUCAGACAUAUCAAAGAUAAGGUGUUAUUUUGAACAAACAGAUGACUUUAGAAGUGAAGGGAGAGAUCAAGCAAAGAAAAGGGCUCGUGAGGCUAAAGCAUCGCAUAAAUCAGAUGAAAAAUUGGAUAAACUCAUCGAACUUCUUGAAAACGCACAAACACAAAGAAUGGCAAAAUAUGAAACAGAGGAAGAGUAUCUGAAGAAGGACAUGGAAAACUCUUCAAUUUUGGCACAAACGGAGCAAAGAGAAUCGGACAUGAAAAUCCUACGUCAACCCUUGGAUGAAUUACAAGAAUGGGAGAAACCCGUCUACAAAAUAUGGAAGAACAAGAUUUUAGCUCGUCAUGGAUUACCACUUAUCCCCUAA
This is a messenger RNA of Papaver somniferum (opium poppy), 825 nucleotides long. RefSeq lists its product as uncharacterized. The record is from RefSeq and is a predicted model, not a curated record. Lineage: Eukaryota; Viridiplantae; Streptophyta; Magnoliopsida; Ranunculales; Papaveraceae. The coding region runs from base 1 to 825 and encodes 274 amino acids. The transcript has 2 exons.